AAUGAGACGGAGGAUGAGAGAGCUGGAAAGAGAGUGACGAGGAGGAGAAAAGGAGGUGGGUCUAGAAAGCACACACACACACACACACACACAGACACACACACACAUAUACACACACUUCCUCACAGUGAAGCCCAGGAGAGUACAGGUGGGAGUGGAUUAAAGGGAAACCAAGUUCAUCUCAAUAUCCUGGCAAGGUCAAAACGUCAGGCUCAUUCUGGAGAAACCAUCUGCAUCAGUUCAGCUUUGUUUCAUUGCACCUAAGAGCAAAUAAACCCAACUGAUUGAGAGAACACACCGAGUUUCAUCAAAGCCACCCAAGAAGAUUUCUGUCAGCAAUUUGACAGUAUAAAAGGGACUGUUACAGAGUUAUCAUCAUGUAUAACAUGUUUAACAUCAUGUAUAAAUAAUAAUAAAUCCUUGCUAUGUGAAUUAUUUGAACAGCGACGCUGGGAAAAUCGUGUGACCUUUUACGAUGAAUAGUCCCUUCAUGCUCUAAUGAAAUUACAGCAGGCUACAGUACGUCACCUUUCUUUCGAGACAUUGUUGUGUGUCUUUGGAGAACCGUGACUUGCCUCGUGGAGAUUGUGAUAUAUGAGCAGGGGAGUGUUUGGGGAAUGAAAGAAGAAAGAGAGGAAGAGAAAUGUCUGGAUCGCUGAGGAAAAACAAACCCGAAAAGCAACGUAGACGUUCUUUAAGCUUUUACCACAUCUGCAGUGGAGCACAUCGCAAAUUGUGAAAUUUGUUUUCUGGGUGCUUUCCGUUGGAACGGGUCCAGUGUGCGUCUGAAGGAAUCUCAUGGGAUUUUUCUUUUCGUAUCUGAGUAACAUUAUGUGGCACCGAAAGUAAAAGUCCAUCUCUGGCUUGCUGCGUAAUGGACCGUUCCCUAAAAAGGACUGCCAGGCUGAAGCUAAAGCUCUGAUUUUGCUGGUUUGUUUUUGCUUUGAAAGCAGAGCAGCACUUAAAACCCUCCCUUCUGGCCAUCCUGACCACCCAUAAGGGACAAAACAUUAGUCAAGCCCAGGCACGUACAAAAAAAAGUGGACCCUCUAGACCAACAACCUUUGCUGUUUUAAUCUCUUCAAAGUUCUUGAGCUGGAGAGAUGGAAAGAGGACAUGACCCUGUCAGGAGAGGGAUCAGCUGGACUGGACACAGUACCACACCCCACGGUACCGUGAUCUCAUGUGAGGAAAAUACAGACAGGAGUGGAACUGAUUCCUGGGAACAAGAGAAGCACAGCUGGGUCAAAGCAAAGCCUAUGAUGACCUCCAGCACUGGUCACCCAGCACGGAAAACAAAUCUUGGACGGAGUGCCAGUCUGUCAGAGAAGGAGCUGAAAGAAGCGAGGACACGAAGUCAGAUCAUUGCUGCACAGCUGACCAUUCCAUCAAAUCCCAACUCCCGUGGUGUCCAGCUCUUCAACCGCCGCAGAGAAAGAGUGAACGCCUUCACAAUUGUGAGUGUUGCUGGAGGAGGAGAAGAAAGCCAUCAAGAAUCCCACAAUGAACCUGACCCACCUUCUCCAAGUGCAUUAACAUGGAACAGGGAGUGCUCGACUGACAGCCAGGUUAAAGACUUAAAACACAGAAGUGAAACACAACUCUGGUGGCCAACCGUGGUAACACGCAGUAAAGGAGAUAAAAUGGAGGAGGUUGGGGAGGUGACCCCUGAAGUGGGAGAUAGUGUGCACGAGAGGCAUUUUCUCCCCGUAAAUGAUAAGGAUGAAGAGAUUCCUGAGCAUGGAGAGGCAGGGAAGGAUGUCACUUCUGGUGGUGACACUAGUCCUGCUGUUCCUAAUCCUAACCAAGAAAGAGAGCAGGAUGUGCAGCUAAAUGGGGCAUAUGAAAGCCCAUUGGAGGCUACUCGAGCCAUCCCAAAUGGAAGCCACAGCACUGAGUCCAAUAGUAAAGCAGAUGACUCAGCAUCGAAGCAGUUGUCCAUUACAAACAGGACAGCUCGGCCCUUUUUCUCUCCUGUUGUGGUAAACUCGAAUGAAGCUAGCAGUCUCUCUCCAGACAACCCUCUCACCCCAACUUACUCCACUCCUCCACGUCCAGCUCAGUAUGAACCACCUGCUACUGUAUAUCCUGGCCAGGAACCUCAAACAUUUGUUAAACCAGCUUUUGCGGUAUCUUCCAGACAAGUGUUCUCCCCUCCACCUCCAGCUCCUUCAUACCCAACCCCUCCACUUCCAGGAUACAUGAUCCUACCUCCAUCUAUCCCAUCUGAUCCUCCUCCCCAAUCAGCAAUGUCUCCCCCUACAUCACCUGCCUACUACUCUACCUUAACCACACCAAGCUCCACCUAUAUCCCUCAGCUACUCACUGAUAGCAGGUCAACGACGCCCAUCCGCACAGGCAUUCUAGAUGAAGGCAGAUGUAGGCGAACUAACAGAAAGUCGAUGUUUACAUUUCAGGAGAAGCCCAAAUCAGCUCCGACUCCAGAGCUCCUGAAUCUGGUCCAAGGAACAGAUGAGAAGAAAAGAGGCAGAGGACCAGCAGAAACACAUCAGGAAGAGGAGCAGAUGGCUCUCGGGGCAGAGGCCUCUAAUUUCCUGGUCAAGGAUGAGAGUGGCGUGGAAGAGGCUUUAGUGCCAGUGUGGGCCUCAACACUGAAAAGCUCCAGAACUCGAGCCAGAGCAGAGCACAAGCCUGAGCAAGCCCUGACCAAGGCAUCCGGCAAAGGAGCCGAGCUGUUUGCCAAACGCCAGACCAGAAUGGAGAAAUAUGUUCAUGAAAAUGCAGAGGGACUAAGAUCACCAUCUCCCACCACAUCUCUGCCUCCCUCAUGGGUGUAUCCAUCAAACAUGCCCGGCCGUGUCAAGGCUAUGAUUAAUGCCUCCAACAUCUCCACAGAGAUUACCACGACUGUCAAAACCCAGCAUGCCACACAGAAAAAGAAUGUGCCAGCGAAGGCACCAGUACCAGCUCCAGUCCUGGAGACCCCGGCAUUAGAAAAUGGCUGCAGCAGAGUGGAAAUGGAGCUGUCCCGGCACCAGCCUUACCAGCUCAAUUCAUCCCUGUUCAUUCUCAACCCAGUCAAAGGCCCUGUAUACAAUCUUCCCAAAGCAGCACCCCCUCCCAAACCUGUAGUGAUGAGCUCCUCAUACUCCAGACAAACCUCUCUUCCAUCUACUCCUGUCCCAACCCAGUAUGAUUCACAUGCCUACAGGUCGGCUAAUUGCUUCUCACCACCCAUGAUGCCUGUGGAAUCGGUGAGCAGGAGCGUGACCACCCAUGUGUCAGCUCCUGAGCAUGUGACUUCUCCUCAGUCGGUCAACCAGGCACCCAAGCCCACCUUCUCAACCAAGAAAGCUGGGAUUACCCCACAGAGCAAGGAAGAAUCUCCAGUUGCACCUCAGUACAACAGCCGCAGCAGCCCAACGCCUUGGACACCUAAUGUGUCCCGCCGCCUCAGCAGCACAGACAGGUCCCCAGGUGCAGUGUGGACCCCAAGCAGCCAGCGCAGCUCCCUGUUCACCUCCCCACCACCAAGAACCAUCCAUAACCCAGUCAACUCUGUUUCCUCUUCACCGCCACCAAAGUCGAUCCAUAAUUCCAUAGCCAGCUCCCAAAACUCAGGCUCUAUUCAUAAUCCAGUCACUUCCUCUGUAACGCCAUGUUCUGUCCAGAGCCCCAUCAGCCCUCCCCUAACCCCAAGACCCUUCCAUAACCCGGUCACUUCAUCCCCAAAUCCACGGUCUGUCAGCUCCUCUCCAACACCAAAACCCUUCAAAAGUUCUGUCUCCAUCAUUUCAUUGUCCCGGCCCACCAAUAACCGCACUGCUACUACUCCUGUAUCUCCACCUUGGGAAACCAGAUGCCAAUCCCCAAGCCCUCUUCAAGACACAAAGGCCAAUCACCGCCUCCUAGCCAAGAACAUCAUCAAUGCAGCCAAGCGGAAGAACAGCCUUUCACCCGGUGCUCUAAGUGGUCACGGUCUCCUGAUGUCUCCAGUGAGCAAUACAAUUUUGCCCUUCGAGACAAAAUCUCAGAGUCCCUUUCAGUCUCGAUCACUAGGUGCCCAGUCACCCACAUUCACCAGCCCCCCUGCCACACCCACACAAAUGGUCCGGUCCCCUUUGCGCCUCUACACUACUCGGUCGCUCACUGAUUCAGAUGCCUCACUGGAAUCAGAAGAUUCUGGAAUGCGUUCCCCUGGGGUCCGCAGCUACAAUACCUGCCCUCGUGGCUGGUCUGGAAGCUUGAGGCUCAAAAGAGGUGGAAUGUCAGAAGACCUGUAGGUUGGAGACGUAAUGUAGAAUGGAAUUUGGAUUUAAGCUGGACUAUUCAAUGGAACAGAACAGUGGUCAUCUGUUAUUCUUCUGAAUACCUACUUACCUACCUAUAGAAUUUCAUUUACCACACUCGAUUCAGAUAUAACACCUGCUUAUGCUUUUACCGUUCACAAUGUUGGAACUGUUUUUUAUGGAAACCAGAAGGACAAGAUGAGUACAAGGAUUACAGAUUACAGAUAAGUGACUAGAGUGACUGAUUUCAUGACAAAUGUUUUAGACUUGGGUUGAGUUGGGUUGGGUUGGUGACCACUGGACGAUAGAGAAUGGAUAAGGGAAUGAACUGCAAUCCAGGGACCACAGAGAAUGGACAGAAGAAUGGACUACAAUCUAGGGACCAUAAGAAAAUGGACUCUGAUCUAGGAAUAAUAGAGAAUGGAUUGGAGCAAGGACUAUCUAGGGAUGAUAAAGAAAGAAUAAGAGAAUGGAUUACAAUUUAGGGAUCAUAUAGAAUGGAGAAUGCACUACCAUAGAGACCAAUCCAAGAGACCAUAGAAAAUGUACUACAUACAGGGAUCGUAGACAUUGGACAGAAGAAUGGACCUACAAUUUAAGGAUCAUAAAAAAAUGGACAGGAGACCUAACAACAACCAAAGAUUCCCAAAGAAUGGAUGGGAGAAUGAAAAACAGUCAAAGGAUCCUUAAGAAUGGAUGUGAGGAAUGUCUAUAACUGAGGGAUCCUAGAGAAUGUACCGUAGUCUUGACUAGAAUCAAGGAAACCUAGAGGACUAGAGUAGAUUAUAUAAUAGAUAAAAAGAAUGGACUCAAUCUAGUAAUCAUGGAGAAUGGGUGAAAGAAUUGGCUACAGAAUGGAGCUAGACUAUUUCCAGUUGUUUUUCCUCUCAUUCCAAAGUGGCCUUUAUAUUCUGAAUGUAAUGCUGGGGGAUUUGACCAACGCUUGUGUUGUAUGAUGUUAAUCUGCUUGGAUUUAUACAGCAAUAAUGGAAAAACUUUUAUUCUCUCAAUCGGUGGUAUUCAGUCUCAGUCUGGUUUCACUUUCUGCACAGGUUUCAGUUUUCCGUGCUCUGCCACACCUGAUUCCACUCACGCCGGACUUGACAAUGGGAAUGAGUGGAACCAGGUGUGUUGAAUGAGCCUAAAAACACUAGCCUAUGUAAUAAAAGGGAAGCCCAAGCCUGGCACUGAAUACCUCUGCUUUUAUUGCCUUGCACCUGACUGUUUGUUGUUGUUUUUUUUUGUAACAGACUGCACAUCACAUCUACUCGGAUCUAUUUAACCAAAGACUUUUUCAAUGGCUUCUGGUGACCAAAGAAAUGUUUCCUUAGAAGCAGUGUUAUCGUUUUUCAGUUGCGCCUUUUGCCUCGUUGGCGUUUUUGUGUUCAGUGUUGAAUCGGAGUCAAAGGUAUGUCGUUUACUGGCCGUGUUUGUGGUCUGACACAAACGUAGAAGGAAUGGAUCGGCAGAAAAAUGGCUGAAAGCAAUUUCUGAAACCCUGAGUGUUUUGUUAAUGAGAGGUGAUUAGGUUUAAUGGCAUCGUUUAUGUCUAUGAAUUAGAUUAUGUGUUAUAAAAGCAGUAUUCUGAUGGCUUUACUUUAAAAAACACAAUUACUGAACUGCAGUUUUAGCAAACAGUAAUACGAAUCUGAUGGAUGAUUGCGAUUUGGCAUUUCUUCUAAUCCACAUGUUUUAGCGUAUGCGGACUCUUGCUUUGCAUUGAAACAGAAGGUUUAUAGUCUUGUGAUGGAAAUAAGAAGGCAAAUAUUUUGUGAAUGUAGAAAGGUGUCUAGAAGGUAGUAUGUUGGAUUUAAAAAUGAAAGAUGGUAAGAAUACAGCGAAUGCUCUGACGAAUGUGAAAAUACCGUUCCGUAAGUGCCUACACGUUUAUAUUAGCCUUCAAUUUCAAUAUCAAAAUGUUUUCAGGUUUCAAAGGCAAAGGGAAAUGAUGGACAAAAACGAAAUGACCUUUUCAGAUUGUGCUCAGGGGUGGACAAAUUAGGAAUAUAUAUUCGCUGACCCAUCAGACAUUAUAGAAGCUCUAGUGUGCUGCCAAUUAGGCUAAAAACUAGCUAACGUGAUGUAGUAGUGUAUAGUUAGCUAGUGAAGUAAAUUAAGACAGACUAAGCGAAGUGAACAGUUACAGUAAGUGAUUUCAAAUAUAUGAGCAAAGUCUGCAUAUAUGUUUAUUUUCUAUCUAGAUGUUUAACCCCGAGGUGAAACGGACAUGAUGCGUGUGAUUCGGAUCGAGAAUCAGGUCCUGUAGCCUACUCAGCGCUGGAUAAGUGUUGCUUUGUGAAUAAGUCAGUCAAUAGUAGGGUUUAUUUGCAUUAUCUGGGUUUCUCCAAAAGCAUUGCAGCACAAUAGUAGAGCGAUCAUCACGUUAAACAUUCUCUCUUCCGCUUAAGACUAUGUGGUGUGACACUGUGUGUGAUUUUUUUUUAUCCUUUAACAUCAUCCUAAGGGAAUAUUUCACCCAAAUAAACACGGAUAGUGAAUGUAGGUACCAAAUAUCACACUGCACCACAGCAUUUUUGUAACUGACUUUCCUUCAUUAAUAGGAAUGUUAUUUUGGACGUUGUAAUUUUAUGGAGAAGUCAGAUUUUCAGUAUCAAGAACGUCGUAGAGAUUGAACAAGCACAUACAGUAUAUUCGUCGUUUAUUUAUUUUUUUUUUUACAUA
Hemibagrus wyckioides is the source of this 6932-nucleotide messenger RNA. Its product is annotated as synaptopodin. NCBI's taxonomy places the organism in Eukaryota, Metazoa, Chordata, Actinopteri, Siluriformes, Bagridae. Gene Ontology annotation, biological process: positive regulation of actin filament bundle assembly. Gene Ontology annotation, molecular function: actin binding. The record is from RefSeq and is a predicted model, not a curated record. The transcript is spliced from 4 exons. Gene Ontology annotation, cellular component: Z disc; actin cytoskeleton; nucleus. The coding region runs from base 1104 to 4244 and encodes 1046 amino acids.